ACCCCUCCUCAAGGGCGAGAUGAUGUUCCCUUCCCUGGCGCUGCUGUUUGCUGCCCUCCCCGUAGCAAAAGGCAGCCCUGUGCCGCACACAUCCGGCCGUGACAAAGUCCUCCUGGUGUCCUUCGAUGGCUUUCGGUGGGACUACGACCAGGACGUGGACACCCCCAACCUGGACGCGAUGGCUGCGGAGGGGGUGAAGGCGCAGUACAUGACCCCUGCCUUCAUCACCCUCACCAGCCCAUGCCACUUCACGCUGCUGACCGGAAAAUACAUGGAGAAUCACGGGGUCAUCCACAACAUGUGCUUCAACACCAGCACAGGGGUGAAGCUGCCCUACUACAGCACGCAGGGCAUCGACAGCUGGUGGGACAACGGCAGCCUGCCCAUCUGGAUCACGGCGCAGAGGCAGGGUUUAAAGACAGGCUCCAUCCAUUUCCCUGGGACAAAAGCGAAAUAUCAAGGAGAAGAAGUGAGCAUGAAGCUGGUGGAGCCCCCCCUGUUCAACUACAGCAACGAAACCAUUUGGAGACAGAACAUCGACACCGCCAUGGAAUGGUUCACAGUGAACAACCUCGACUUCAUCACUCUCUACUUCGGUGAGCCAGACUCAACAGGACACAAAUACGGCCCUGAAUCCACACAGAGGAGAAACAUGGUCGGCCAGGUGGACAAAACCAUCGGCUACUUAAGGCAGAGGAUCAGGGAGAGCGGCUUGGAAUCAAACCUCAACCUCAUCAUCACAUCUGACCACGGCAUGGAGACGGUCAUAAAGAGCAAUGAGAUCUACCUCCGGAACGUCGAGAACUUCACGUUCAGUGACAUCCAGUUUGAACUCUUAGAUUACGGACCCAACGGGCUGCUGAUACCCAAAGAAGGGAAAUUAGAGCACGUGUAUUCAGUCCUGAAAAACGCCCACCCGAAGUUACACGUGUACAAAAAAGAGGAGUUUCCAAAGAGAUUCCACUACGCCAACCACCCCCGGAUCACCCCGCUCCUGAUGUACGGUGAUCCGGGCUAUGUGAUCCACGGGAGAUACAAGGUGCAGUUCAACGCGGGGGAGCACGGCUUUGACAACGAGGCCAUGAACAUGAAAACCAUCUUCCGCGCCGUGGGGCCGGCCUUCAAGCAGGGGCUCCUGGUGGAGCCGUUCGAAAGCGUCAACGUCUACGCGCUGCUCUGCGAGCUGUUGGGCAUCGCUCCGGAGCCGCACGACGGCUCCCUGGAGGUCACGAGGCCGAUGCUGCGUUCCAGUGCUCCUCUCCUUGCUGCCAUAAAGCUGCCAGUGACGCUGGGAAUCGCUCUCAUCCUGAGCUGCGGGAGAGGAGUAUACUAAUCGCUACCAGAGGAAGCAGCCCAGGAUCCCUCGCAGGGGCUCAGGAAGAAGCACAACUGCCGUCUCGGGGUCCUGGGCGCUGCCCUUCCACCUGGGGCACAGCAUGGCAGCUGCCCCGACCCCAUCCCAGAUGCUGAAGUGCCUCUCCCCAACCCUGUGCCUCAUCUCAGGGGCUCGAUAAACAUCUGUUGCCAUAGA
This is a messenger RNA of Gallus gallus (chicken), 1531 nucleotides long. RefSeq names its product ectonucleotide pyrophosphatase/phosphodiesterase 7 (gene ENPP7). The record is from RefSeq and is a predicted model, not a curated record. Bases 20 to 1333 code for a protein of 437 amino acids. Lineage: Eukaryota; Metazoa; Chordata; Aves; Galliformes; Phasianidae. The transcript has 6 exons.